UAAAGCAGAUACGUGACCUCUCAAUGAGAAAACAUCUCUCAUUGAAAAGAGAAAACGAAACCGCAGGUGACGCAGAAAGGAGGCUCUUAUCUACGAGCGCCAGUCAGUGACGGCUUCAGUAGGAGCUAUGGACUAUCAGUGAGCAUGUGCCCUGCUGUGAUCACACUGACCGAAAGAAUUCAAUCAAGGAUGGAGUACAAGAAUGAAAAUGCUGGUAUAGAACUGCUUCUUGCUCACAUGAACAUUGAAGACUUCAUCCAGGAGGCAGAGAAUUUUUAUUGUGUUAGCGAAGAGGUGGAAUCAGAAGUCUCAUUUGAGGAAAGUUUCUCGCAAGAAGACAUGGACGAGAACGAGGAAACGUCACAGGAUCUAAUCACACAUGCGCAAAAUCCUGGAAAGGUCCGUUAUGGGACAGCAUCCGACCUCCUGGACUUUGUCAAUAUGGUCUCAAACACACCAUCCUCCUCGCUCUUAGAUGUUGGUCAAGAAAUGGGUGUUCUGCUAAACAAGACAGACAUGGUCAUUAAGGAGGGGCAUUAUCGCAUUGACUUGGACGUUCUCCUGUUUCCGUGGAAACUGACCUACAAGCCCAUAGGCCCUGGACAUGUUCCCAAAGGCUCAUUUGGAAAGGUCCAUCUGGCUCAGGACACCAAAACGCGGAAGCGAAUGGCAUGCAAACUAAUUCCUGUGGAACAUUUCAAGCCUGCAGAUGUGGAAAUCCAAGCCCGGUUCCGACACGAGAACAUAGCAGAGCUGUAUGGGGCAUUGCUGUGGGAGCAAACGGUGCAUUUGUUCAUGGAAGCGGGCGAAGGGGGCUCGGUUUUGGAGAAGCUGGAAAGCUGUGGUCCAAUGAGAGAGUUCGAGAUCAUCUGGGUCUCUCAGCAGGUUCUGCGAGGCCUGGAGUACCUGCACUCUCACAACAUUAUACACCACGACAUCAAACCCAGUAAUAUUGUGUUGAUGUCCGCCAAAGCCGUGCUGGUGGAUUUUGGUCUUACAGUACAGAUGAAGGAUGAUGUAUAUGUUCCUCGGGACCUACGUGGCACCGAGAUGUACAUGAGUCCAGAGCUGGUUCUGUGUCGAGGGCACAGCACAAAGACUGACAUCUACAGUCUGGGAACCACAAUCAUACACAUGAUGAGUGGCAGUCCUCCAUGGGUUAGGAGAUAUCCCAGAACAUCCUACCCCUCAUACCUCUACAUAAUCCACAAACAGGCCCCUCCUCUGGAGGACAUACCUGAAAGCUGCAGCCCUGCGAUGCGCAGGCUCCUGGAACACGCCCUCGAUAGGGUCCCGGCACGGAGGAGCUCUGCCACAGAAUUAUUGAACGAGGAGGCCCUCCAUCCGUCUCGGGAAGACCAGCCACGCUGUUGGAGUCUGGACUCUGCGCUGGAGGAGGGCACACAUCCACUGCUGCGACAGAUCAGUCAGCUUUCAGACAGCACUCAAGAAUCUUCUUUGUACACCGAGGAUUCUGGGCACUCUAAGAAGAAAGGUUCCCUCUAUAUUGAUUUGGGUGCCUUCACUGGCUACUACAAUCUGGUUAGAGGGCCACCAUCCAAUGAAUAUGGCUAAUAAGAUGAAAUUUUUCCUGAAGACCAGUGGGGUACUUGUAUAGUCUGCAUUCAUAUAGAAGUUGUCAGAAAUGCAUGGAUGCGUCAGUUCAGUGGAGCCAAACUCUCCCACAAGAUGAUUCAGCAUAUAUGGUGUCCUAAAUGAGGACAGCGUACGCUAAUUGGAUAAAGAGCCGUCCAAUUAUGCUUUUUAGACAUUCGAAACUUGUUGAAGAGAAGAACAAACUGUGGUUUUUAAUGUUUGAUGAACAGUUUGUAAGGUUUUAUUACAGUUCCUUGUCUGUGCUUUGAGAGAAUGAAUAUAAUGACAACAUUUUGUACAUAAAAUACAUACUAUUAGGGAUGCACCAAUAUUACAAUUCUGGCCAAUACAGAUUAACCGGUAAUUACUUAUGUCUGAUAAACAAUUAAUGGCCAAUAUUAAAGCUAUACACUAUUUUGUUUAAAAAAUAAAUAAAUAAAAUACAUUUACGCAUUACAACAUUAUAACGUACAGUAUAAAAAAUGCAUCUCUAAUAUUUCUGAGAAACAAUAUGGUGUUCAUAUAUUGUUCAUCCCUGAUAUCCAAAUACAGAUAAAUACUUUCUGCUUUUUAUAUAAACUGUAAUUGCAAAGCUUGUGCUAGAUGCAUUGAUUAUGUAUUCCAUAUCUGAUCACAUAAGGCAGGCCUUAAUGAGAAUGUCAAAUAUGCUGAAAUAUUCAUGCAAACGAUUAUUAUUAUAGUUUAUGACUGCCAAAAGCAGAAUGGUUUUUUAUUAUUAUUGUUAUUUUUGACCAUAGCAGGGCUAUGUAUGUAUCUCCAGUGAACUACAGAGGCAGGCCUGUGUUAUUUGAAAGUAUAUGCGUUCUGACCUACAUUUGUAGGGUUUCUUUUUUGUGAAAUAUUAAUCAUAAUGAAUGAUUAAUGAAUUGAAUUUGAACAUUUGACCUUAAUUUUAGUUUAUCAGUGUCAUUAGCAAAUCAUUGCAUUAAUAAUUUUGGUUUAAUGUAUGUUUUGCAAUCCCCAUGUGAGUGCCUUGUCUUUAAAUAGCUUUAUCUGAGAUCCCUGGAUAAUACAUCUAUUGUAAAAAUAAGAGAUGGCAAAAAAAAGGACACUACAACAAUAUUUUUUUUUCCCAGGAAGUGUUUUCAGAUGAUACUGAAAAUCAUCUCAGGUUGAUAUUCCUAUGGAAUGUUUUUUUUGUUGUUGUUGUUGCAAUGCAAGACAAUGAAACAAGCACUCAGACAAAAAUGUAUUAGAUCAUCCAGAUCCUCCCAGUGAAUGUUCAUAAAAUUUCAUAAAUAAAACUCCAUAAAUACUU
Molecule: messenger RNA, 2875 nt
Organism: Megalobrama amblycephala (Wuchang bream)
Lineage: Eukaryota; Metazoa; Chordata; Actinopteri; Cypriniformes; Xenocyprididae
Gene: map3k8
Product: mitogen-activated protein kinase kinase kinase 8
Exons: 8
Coding region: 145-1575 (476 amino acids)
Biological process (GO): protein phosphorylation
Molecular function (GO): ATP binding; protein kinase activity
Source: RefSeq, a predicted model, not a curated record